This is a messenger RNA of Nematocida homosporus, 360 nucleotides long. Its product is annotated as large subunit ribosomal protein L36e. Gene Ontology annotation, cellular component: ribosome; cytosolic large ribosomal subunit. Gene Ontology annotation, molecular function: structural constituent of ribosome. The coding region runs from base 1 to 360 and encodes 119 amino acids. Gene Ontology annotation, biological process: cytoplasmic translation. The transcript has a single exon. NCBI's taxonomy places the organism in Eukaryota, Fungi, Microsporidia. The record is from RefSeq and is a predicted model, not a curated record.
AUGAAGUACAACCCCAACACUAUUCAGCCUAUUAACGGAGAACUUAAAGGAAAUGGAACGAUUUUCGGAAGAGAAAGAGGACAUCCAGUUAAGAAGAUCAUUUCUCGAAAUCAGCACAAAAAAGAAGUAAGGAAGAAUCCAUCUGCCGUAGCUAAGAUGUGCAUGGAAAGAGCUGAAGUAGCUAGAAACAUUGCAAAGGAGAUCUGUGGUAUGGCUCCGUAUGAGAAGAAGGCCUUAGAUUUUGCAAAGAAGGGGGAGGAGAAGAAGAUGAAGAAGUUCCUUAAGAAGAGACUUGGGUCUCUUAAGAUGGCCAAGCGUAAGCAAGACCGUUUAAUGGCUACUUUAAGGCCUCGGCUUUAA